This is a messenger RNA of Penicillium canescens, 1383 nucleotides long. RefSeq names its product putative neutral amino acid permease. Gene Ontology annotation, biological process: amino acid transmembrane transport. The record is from RefSeq and is a predicted model, not a curated record. Gene Ontology annotation, cellular component: vacuolar membrane. The coding region runs from base 1 to 1383 and encodes 460 amino acids. Gene Ontology annotation, molecular function: amino acid transmembrane transporter activity. Lineage: Eukaryota; Fungi; Ascomycota; Eurotiomycetes; Eurotiales; Aspergillaceae. The transcript has 9 exons.
AUGGCGCAACAGAACCAUGAUACACCGCCACGUCUAAACGGAGACAGACAGAAUACCUCGCUGGAUACCGAAGAGAAGCAAGAAUCGGGUCAAAGACCAUCUCACGAUGAGAAUCCAUUCGGAGAUGAGCUGGAGGGAGAGACAAAGUAUCGAACUAUGAAGUGGUGGCAGUGUAGCAUGAUUAUGAUUGCGGAAACUAUAUCUCUUGGAAUUUUAUCGCUUCCCUCGGCAGUCGCAGUCUUGGGAAUUGUCUGUGCGGUGAUCCUUAUUGUCGGCCUCGGUAUCACAGCGACCUAUACCGGCUAUGUGAUAGGCCAGUUCAAAUUGCGAUAUCCCCAAGUGCACAGCAUGGCAGAUGCAGGAGAAGUACUGUUUGGUAGAAUUGGACUGCCGCGCUUCGGCAGAGAGUUUCUGGGAACGGGCCAGCUUCUCUUUCUUGUGUUCAUUAUGGGUAGUCAUAUUUUGACUUUCACCACCAUGAUGAACACCUUGACAGACAACGGCGCUUGUUCUAUUAUCUUCGGGAUUGUUGGUCUGAUCAUCUCUGUUAUAUGUACACUGCCCCGGACUCUGCGCAAGGUUUCGUGGUUGGCAUGCGCUUCGUUCGUGAGUAUCAUUGCUGCAUUGCUGGUCACCAUGAUUGCCAUUUCCAUCCAGCGUCCGGGACACGGAAAGAUAGACGCGACUACAACAGUCAGUUUGGACAAUGCAUUCUUGUCCGUAACAAAUAUUGUCUUUGCUUAUGCUGGCCAUGUUGCCUUCUUCGGCUUCAUAUCUGAGAUGCGCGUACCCACAGACUAUACCAAGACCCUAUAUCUGCUUCAAGCGACUGAUACAAGCAUGUAUGUGGUUGCUGCCGUGGUCAUUUAUGUAUACGGUGGAAGAGAUGUGAAGUCUCCAGCAUUGAGCUCGACGAGUCCUGUGACGGCAAAAGUUGCAUACGGAGUUGCGAUUCCUACAAUUGUCAUCGCUGGUGUGAUCAACGGACACGUCGCAGCAAAAUACAUAUAUGUACGGAUCUUCCGAGGCACCAAUCAGAUGCAGAAAAAGACCUUGCUAUCGAUUGGAUCCUGGGUGGGGAUUACUGUCAUACUUUGGGCGAUUGCUUGGAUCAUUUCUGAAGCGAUCCCAGUGUUCAACACACUACUAAGCUUAAUCACUUCUCUUUUCGCCAGCUGGUUUACCUACGGACUAAGCGGCAUCUUCUGGCUGUUCCUCAAUUGGGGUCGAUACGGUUCCAACUGGAAGAAAAUGGUCCUUACUGGUAUCAACUUGAUUAUCGUUGGGAUUGGCGCUUGUUUGUGCGGAAUGGGUCUCUGGGUCUCUGGGAAGGCGAUCCAUGAUAGUAACAAUAGCUCGAGCUUCACGUGCUCUCAUGAGUAA